Molecule: messenger RNA, 3064 nt
Organism: Peromyscus maniculatus bairdii (prairie deer mouse)
Lineage: Eukaryota; Metazoa; Chordata; Mammalia; Rodentia; Cricetidae
Gene: Foxg1
Product: forkhead box G1
Biological process (GO): regulation of transcription by RNA polymerase II
Cellular component (GO): nucleus
Molecular function (GO): DNA-binding transcription factor activity; sequence-specific double-stranded DNA binding
Source: RefSeq, a predicted model, not a curated record
UGCCGCCGCCCCCCGACGCCUGGGUGAUGCUGGACAUGGGAGAUAGGAAAGAGGUGAAAAUGAUUCCCAAGUCCUCGUUCAGCAUCAACAGCCUGGUCCCCGAGGCCGUCCAGAACGACAACCACCACGCGAGCCACGGCCACCACAACAGCCACCACCCCCAGCACCACCACCACCACCAUCACCACCACCACCCGCCGCCGCCCGCGCCCCAGCCGCCCCCGCCGCCCCAGCAGCAGCAGCAGCAGCCACCCCCGGCCCCGCAGCCCCCGCAGGCACGAGGAGCCCCGGCCGCCGACGACGACAAGGGCCCGCAACCGCUUCUGCUCCCGCCACCCGCCGCCCUGGACGGGGCCAAGGCCGACGCGCUGGGAGCCAAAGGCGAGCCGGGCGGUGGGCCGGCCGAGCUGGCGCCCGUCGGGCCGGACGAGAAGGAGAAAGGCGCGGGUGCCGCCGGGGGGGAGGAGAAGAAGGGGGCGGGCGAGGGCGGCAAGGACGGGGAGGGGGGCAAGGAGGGCGACAAGAAGAACGGCAAGUACGAGAAGCCGCCGUUCAGCUACAACGCGCUCAUCAUGAUGGCCAUCCGGCAGAGCCCGGAGAAGCGCCUGACGCUCAACGGCAUCUACGAGUUCAUCAUGAAGAACUUCCCCUACUACCGCGAGAACAAGCAGGGCUGGCAGAACUCCAUCCGCCACAACCUGUCCCUCAACAAGUGCUUCGUGAAGGUGCCCCGCCACUACGACGACCCGGGCAAGGGCAACUACUGGAUGCUGGACCCGUCCAGCGACGACGUGUUCAUCGGCGGCACGACCGGCAAGCUGCGGCGCCGCUCCACCACGUCCCGGGCCAAGCUGGCCUUCAAGCGCGGGGCUCGCCUCACCUCCACCGGCCUCACCUUCAUGGACCGCGCCGGCUCCCUCUACUGGCCCAUGUCGCCCUUCUUGUCCCUGCACCACCCCCGCGCCAGCAGCACUUUGAGUUACAACGGCACCACGUCGGCCUACCCCAGCCACCCCAUGCCCUACAGCUCCGUGUUGACUCAGAACUCGCUGGGCAACAACCACUCCUUCUCCACCGCCAACGGGCUGAGCGUGGACCGGCUGGUCAACGGGGAGAUCCCGUAUGCCACACACCACCUCACGGCCGCUGCGCUCGCCGCCUCGGUGCCCUGCGGCCUGUCGGUGCCCUGCUCCGGGACCUACUCCCUCAACCCCUGCUCCGUCAACCUGCUCGCGGGCCAGACGAGUUACUUUUUCCCCCACGUCCCGCACCCGUCAAUGACUUCGCAGACCAGCACGUCCAUGAGCGCCCGGGCCGCAUCCUCCUCUACGUCGCCGCAGGCCCCCUCGACCCUGCCCUGUGAGUCCUUAAGACCCUCUUUGCCAAGUUUUACGACAGGACUGUCCGGGGGACUGUCUGAUUAUUUCACACAUCAAAAUCAGGGGUCUUCUUCCAACCCUUUAAUACAUUAACAUCCCGGGGACCAGACUGUAAGUGAACGUUUUACACACAUUUGCAUUGUAAAUGAUAAUUAAAAAAAAUAAGUCCAGGUAUUUUUUAUUAAGCCCCCUCCCCCAUUUCUGUACGUUUGUUCAGUCUUUAGGGUUGUUUACUAUUCUAACAAGGUGUGGAGUGUCAGCGAGGUGCAAUGUGGGAGAAUACAUUGUAGAAUAUAAGGUUUGGACGUCAAAUUAUAGUAGAAUGUGUAUCUAAAUAGUGACUGCUUCGCCAUUUCAUUCAAACCUGACAAGCCUAUCUCAAAAGGCUGCCAGAUUUCCAUGUGUGCAGUAUUAUAAGUUAUCAUGGAGCUAUCUGGUGGACGCAGGCCUUGAGAUCAACCUAAAUUAUGGAGAGAGUUUAAAAAAAAAUGUUAAACUGUAAUUUGUAUUUAAGAAUUUGUAGUAAAGGUGCCCAAGAAAUUAUAUUGGCCAUUUAUUGUUUUGUCCUUUUUCUUUAAAGAACUGUUUUUACCUUUUGUUUACUUUUAGACCAAAGAUUGGAUUUUAGCAAAUGCACUUGGUAUACUAAGUAUUAAAACAAACAAACAAACAAACAAACAAACAAACGAAAAAGCAAAGUUGUUUAGUUGGCAACACUGCCCAUUCAAUUGAAUCGGAAGGGGACAAAAUUAAGGAUUGCCUUCAGUUUGUGUUGUGUAUAUUUCGAUGUAUGUGGUCACUAACAGGUCACUUUUAUUUUUUCUAAAUGUAGUGAAAUGUUAAUGCCUAUUGUACUUAUAGGUAAACCUUGCAAAUAUGUAACCUGUGUUGCGCAAACGCCGCAUCAAUUUGAGUGAUUGUUAAUGUUGUCUUAAAAUUUCUUGAUUGUGAUGCUGUGGUCGUAUGCCCGUGUUUGUCACUUACAAAAAUGUUUACUAUGAACACACAGAAAUAAAAAAAUAGGCUAAAUUCAUAUAGAUCUUGAUAUUUUUGUCUCUUUUAUUAAGUAGAGCUAAUUUGCCAGAUACCAUUCAAUUUAUAGGUAAUUCGAAAGCUUUUUCAGUCAAGUUGGAGUUUAAGCUGCUCCUUUAAUUUCAACUGAGACCAAAAUUGAGAAUAGUAUCCUUUUUUUCCCCCUUUGUGAAACAAUUUUACCAGGAGCAGGUUACUUAAUUAAUGCUAGCUUUAAAUGAAAUAUAGGCUUUUCAGCUGAUAUCUUUGUUUUUGUAGAUAUACAGCAAAAAAAGACAUUCAGUUUUAUGUGUAUAGCUGUUUAUUCUGUGCUUAUUUUAAAUUCAGUUGAUAGAAUGCCCUUUAUAUAUAUUGUUCCAGGUAUCUUGUUCAUGGAACUUGGCAAAUUAUAAAUAAAUAUAUGUAUAUAGUUAGAAGUGAAUAAUGAACACAUUAUAUAUGUGUGUAUAUAUACACAUAUAUACAUAUAUGCGUAUGUAUAUAUAUGUGUGUAUAUAUAUAUAUCCCUUCAGUUCAGGUACAAUUUGCGCUAUGAAUGCUGCAAACAUUUUUGUUAAAUAUUUGUAUUUAUACUUUCUAAGUCAGCAUUUAUUUUUGUGGCUGUUUACCCACAAUGAACGAAUUCUAAUAAAGAUGUGCUGAGUUGCAAUGUA